Molecule: messenger RNA, 540 nt
Organism: Ostreobium quekettii
Lineage: Eukaryota; Viridiplantae; Chlorophyta; Ulvophyceae; Bryopsidales; Ostreobiaceae
Source: the annotation of a GenBank genome assembly
AUGGCGAACCACCUCGACCAGGACGAGGGCGUGCAGCAGCCCAACCAGCCCGCCCUCUGCGAGAACGGAUGCGGUUUCUUCGCGAACCCGGCCUGCGGCCAGUACUGCUCCAAGUGCUACCGCGAGAAGGCGGAUCGCGAGCGCGGCUCGGCGGCCAAGCCCAUUAGGCCGCAGCUGGACGCGGCCGAUGUGCCCCCCCUGGCGCCAGCGGCCCCCGCGUCGCGGAAGCCGAGGCUUGCGGAGCCAGCCGUUCCGCCAGCCGUCCCGCCAGCCGUCCAGGGGCCCAGCGAUCCCGCGGCGGCGGCCGGCGUGCAGGAGCCCCCCGAGCGGCCGCACUCGAAGCCCGUGAAGGUCAGGUGCCCGGUGUGCCGCCGGCGCGUGGGCCUGACGGGCUUCGCGUGCAAGUGUGGGAGGGUGUUCUGCGGCGAGCACCGCUACGCAGAGGCGCACGAUUGCGGGUUCGACCACAAGGGGGCCGAGAGGCGCAAGAUCGCCGAGGACAACCCCGUCGUCCUGGGCUCCAAGCUGGACAGGCUGUGA